AUGAAUUUUAAAAACAAUAAUCGUCUUGAAAUAAUUGAUAAGAAACCUAUUAGUGUUUUCAAUGACCGUCGAACCUCUGAAUCAUUUGCCAGAGACAUAGCCAACAUAAAAAAUGUCAGUGGAGAUUCAAGACCAUUUUAUGUUAUGGAUCUUGGAAGAAUUCAAGAUCUUAUAAAUUUUUGGGCAACUAAUUUACCACGUGUUCGUCCUUUUUAUGCUGUUAACUGUAAUUACGAUACCGUACUAAUGAAUAUUCUUAUUUCCUCACCAUUUAUGGGUUUUUUUGCUAAUUCAAGAGAAAUGGUUGAGAAAAUAUAUGAAUUUACUAAUGAUUCAUCAAGAGUUUUUUAUGGUAAUCCAUUAUUAACUGGAAAUAAUUUAAAUAUUGCUGUCAAAAGAAAUAUUCCUUAUAUAACAUGUUAUUCAUUAAAUGACCUUAAGAAAAUUUCAUUACAAUGUCCUGAAGUUAAAAUUGUUCUUGAGGUUAACAUACAAAAUGAUAUGCCAUCUGAAGAUCCAUCUGCUCAUAUGGGGGCAACUAUCGAAGAGAUACCAUCAAUUCUUGCCGCCAUAUAUAAAUUAAAUCUUCAUUUAGUUGGAUUUUCCUUUUCAGUUGGCCAAGACAGACAACAUCCAAUGGCUUAUCGUGAUGCAUUUUCUGUUAUACGUGGUCUUUUCGAAAUGGCAGAAGAUUUUGGAUUAGGAAAAAUGUCAUUUAUAAAUAUUGGUUCUGGUUUUUCAGCAUCAAAUAUCUUAGAAAUACGUCAAUUUAAGAAUAUUGCUGAUGAAAUCAAUGCUUCAAUUGAUGAUUUUUUUCCUUCUAUUGAAUAUCCUGACCUUUACUUUUCUGCAAAACCAGGAAAAUUUUUUGCUGCAUCUGCUUUUUCACUUUUAACAAAUAUUAUCUCUAAAGAUAUUGUUGAUGUUGAUGCUAUUGUUCAUGAACAAUUUUCAACUUCGCGUUCUGCUUUUAUCUACAAAGUUAAUGAAGGUUGUUAUGGAUCAUUUUCAUGUAAGAUGAACAAUACAAUAAUUCCAAAAUGUUCCCCAUUAUUUGAUGAAAAUAAUUCUGAAGAUGAACAACAUUUUUAUGGAAGUAUUAUUGGAUCAUCUGAUUGUCAAAGUGAUGUGAUUCAAGAAAUUUGUCAUUUUAGAAAAAUGAAUGUUGGAGAAUGGUUAAUUUGGGAAAAUAUGGGAGCAUAUUCAUUAUCCAAUUAUGAAGAACCAUUUGACUUGAAUUCAUCAGAAACAAUUCAACCACCAGUAUUCUACUACGUUUCCAGUGAUGACUGGCAAAAUAUAAUUUCUUCUAACAAAAUAAAAAAUCAAAAUUCAAUCGAAUCAUUGUACUAUGAAUCAUUUUCAAAUGAGUCUGUAGUAGGGUCAAUUGAUGAUGUUCAUUCUAUCACAUCAUCUGAAGAUUAUGAAGAUGAUGAUAAAAUGGAGGAGCUUCAAGAAUUAUUUAAUAUUUUUGAAUCUGUUUACUCAUAA
Molecule: messenger RNA, 1491 nt
Organism: Strongyloides ratti
Lineage: Eukaryota; Metazoa; Nematoda; Chromadorea; Rhabditida; Strongyloididae
Product: Ornithine/DAP/Arg decarboxylase family and Ornithine decarboxylase family and Alanine racemase/group IV decarboxylase, C-terminal domain and Orn/DAP/Arg decarboxylase 2, C-terminal domain and Orn/DAP/Arg decarboxylase 2, N-terminal domain-containing protein
Exons: 1
Coding region: 1-1491 (496 amino acids)
Biological process (GO): polyamine biosynthetic process
Molecular function (GO): catalytic activity
Source: RefSeq, a predicted model, not a curated record